CCACUCCCUAGGAGUGAAAUCUGAUUGGUCCGACUUGAGUCAGGCCUCCUCUGGAGCCAAUCAGCUGUGGGUGGAGGUGGGCUCCUCACUCAAACAUGGCUGCCAGUGACCUUGGGACCCUUCGAAUGAAGGAUGGGGCAGUUUGUAGAAAAAGGGAACUGCUUGUGAGGCGACUUGGAGCUCCUCUUGGUGCUGACAUGAUGACAGUGUGCAGGCCGGCCAAGGGCAGCCACAGCCAGACUGAAAACCUGAGCUACAAAUUGGCUGACAAGGUCAAGGUGGAAGGUCCAGAGGCUGGGGAAGACCCUCGAAGGCCAUUUAGGUCCCCCAUUCCUUCCCCAGAGACUGAUCAGGAUUCACCCCCCACAAGGAGCUCACUGGAAAGUCUCAAUAACCUGAUGCUAGAGUCAAGAGUGGACUGUUUUCAGCAGAACAUGUUCAGCUCAAAUAUGAUCAUCAGCGACUCAGCUUCAGAUCUCAAUGCUAAAGAAGCCAGCAAGGCAAGAGGCAAGAGGCAGCUCGGCGGUGUCGAGAACCCCUGCCUUUCUGCCCGAGGCGGGGCCCGGCCCAAGCCCCUCAGCAUAAAGGAUAAGAUAUCCGAAUGGGAAGGGAGAAAAGAGCUGCCCGCUCCUGCCCCCGGCAGGAAAGCAGACGGGCAAGAGGAUUACCUGACGUCCUGUGUGAUGGGGAGAAGCAGUGACGGUGUGGGAGCGUGGGGCACGGAGGCUCAGGAUGGAACCAGGCCAGAAGCAGAGAGCAAGGAGGAUGAGAGGAAUAAAGGGCUUGUGAAAGUCAGGGGACAGGAUGCAGAGCCGAGGCAAGACCUCAGCCAGCCCACCGAGCAGCUGGCUCCCAGCUUGGGCAGAGGCCGCGAGCCGCGGCCGGGCAAACAGCGCUUGCCGAAUGACAGCCUCUCCGUGCUGAGGCAGGUGGAGAAACUCGAGCAGGCUCUGAAGGAUGGGUCCGCAGGGUUGGAUCCCCAGUUGCCAGGGACUUGUUAUUCCCCACAUUGCCUGCCGGACAAGGCCGAGGAGGGGCCCGCCCUUCCUGAGAACCGAGGGGGCUGGCGUGGCUCUGAAUUCAGGUCCCACCACUGGGACCUAGAAGCCAGGGAGCUGGCCCCUGAGGCUGCAGAGGAAAGGAAAGGCUCGUGCAGGAGGCCCUGCGACCGGAGCCUGGAGAGUGCGGACAGGGGCUCGGAGGGCCCCCCCGCCAAACCCUUCAUCAACCCCCUGCCCAAACCCCGGAGAACGUUCAAACACGACGGAGAAGGGGACAAGGACGGGAACCCAGGCUUCAGGAAGGACAAGAGGCACCUGCCUCCUCUGCCUUCUCUACCUCCCCCUCCCCUGCCCUCCUCUCCCCCGCCCUCCUCUGUGAACAGAAGACUGUGGACCGGAAGACCGAAACCCAGUGCUGACCACAGAAAGUCCUAUGAGUUUGAAGACUUAUUGCAAUCUUCCUCUGAGAACAGCAGAGUGGACUGGUACGCACAGACUAAGUUGGGGCUCACACGCACUUUAUCAGAGGAGAACGUCUACGAGGACAUUCUAGAUCCACCAAUGAAGGAAAACCCUUAUGAGGACGUGGAGUUGCACGGUCGCUGCCUGGGGAAGAAGUGUGUCUUGAACUUCCCUGGUUCUCCCACUUCUUCCAUUCCUGACACACCCUCCAAGCAGUCAUUGUCCAAACCUGCUUUUUUCCGGCAAAAUUCAGAGAGAAGGAACUUCAAACUGCUGGACACUAGGAAGCUGAGUCGGGAUGGAUAUGGGUCCCCUUCCAAAAUCAGCCCCCCCUCCACCCCCAGCAGCCCUGAUGACACUUUCUUUAACCUUGGAGAUCCGCAGAAUGGCAGGAAGAAGAGAAAGAUACCCAAGUUGGUAUUGCGAAUCAAUGCCAUUUACGAGGCCCGGAGAGGAAAGAAACGUGUGAAGAGGCUGUCCCAGUCAACAGAGAGCAACUCAGGAAAAGUGACAGAUGAGAACAGUGAGUCUGACAGCGACACCGAGGAGAAACUGAAAGCUCACAGUCAGCGCCUGGUCAAUGUGAAGUCACGCCUGAAGCAGGCUCCGAGAUACCCAUCCCUUGACCGGGAGCUCAUGGAGUACCAGCAGAGGCAGCUGUUCGAGUACUUUGUGGUCGUGUCACUGCAUAAGAAGCAGGCCGGGGCUGCGUAUGUGCCAGAACUCACCCAGCAGUUCCCUCUCAAGUUGGAAAGGUCUUUCAAGUUCAUGAGAGAGGCUGAGGACCAGCUGAAGGCCAUCCCCCAAUUCUGUUUCCCUGAUGCCAAGGAUUGGACUCCUGUCCAGCAAUUUACCAGUGAAACCUUCUCAUUUGUCUUAACUGGAGAAGAUGGGAGCAGAAGGUUCGGUUACUGCCGAAGACUGCUGCCUGGUGGCAAAGGGAAGCGUCUCCCUGAAGUUUACUGCAUCGUGAGCCGCCUGGGGUGCUUCAGCCUCUUUUCAAAGAUCUUGGAUGAGGUGGAAAAGCGACGAGGCAUCUCUCCUGCCCUGGUACAGCCCCUCAUGAGGAGUGUCAUGGAGGCCCCUUUCCCAGCACUGGGCAAGACCAUCGUCGUCAAGAACUUCUUGCCAGGAUCAGGAACUGAGGUGAUUGAACUGUGCCGCCCGCUGGACUCCCGGCUCGAACACGUAGACUUUGAGUCUCUCUUCUCCUCUCUCAGCGUCCGCCACCUGCUCUGUGUUUUUGCCUCCCUGCUUCUGGAAAGGAGGGUCAUCUUCAUCGCAGACAAGCUCAGCACGCUGUCCAAGUGCGGCCACGCAAUGGUGGCCGCCAUCUACCCGUUCACCUGGCAGCACACCUACAUCCCCGUGCUGCCCCCCACCAUGAUCGACAUCGUGUGCUCGCCAACCCCCUUCCUCAUCGGGCUGCUCACCAGCUCGCUGCCACUGCUCAGGGAGCUGCCGCUGGAAGAGGUCCUUGUGGUUGACCUGGUCAACAAUCGGUUCCUCAGACAGAUGGAUGACGAGGACUCCAUUCUCCCCAGGAAGCUGCAGGUAGCCCUGGAGCACAUUCUGGAGCAGAGGAAUGACCUGGCUAGUGACCAGGACGAAGGGCCCCCGGACUGCAAGCGUGGCCCGGAGUCCAGCCCCUUGAACGAGGUGGUGUCAGAAGCCUUUGUCCGCUUCUUCGUGGAGAUCGUGGGUCACUACUCCUUGUUCCUGACGGCGGGCGAGCGCGAGGAGAGGACCCUGCAGCGAGAGGCCUUCCGCAAAGCCGUCUCCUCCAAGAGCCUCCGCCGUUUCCUGGAGGUUUUCAUGGAGACCCAGACCUUUCGGGGCUUCAUCCAAGAGCGGGAACUGCGCCGGCAGGAUGCCAGAGGUCUGUUUGAGGUCCGAGCCCAGGAGUACCUGGAAACACUCCCCAGUGGAGAACACAGUGGCGUCAAUAGGUUCCUGAAGGGACUUGGCAAUAAAAUGAAGUUUCUCCACAAGAAAUAACCUUCGGCUCGUCCUCAAGGGGAAACUUCCUCCUAGUGCAAGCACAUUUUUGAAAAAAACAGUCCUAGUGGCCUUUCUGAAAUGCUGGGUCCUGGUUGUCCCACGUGCGGGGUGAAGGCCAGGAUGGUUUCCGGCUGCCGCACAGCCUCCCCAGGACCCAGGGCCCAAGAGCCGUGCAGCAGGUGCUGCUUCUCCAGAACAGCGCUGUGAAGGGGACCUGAGACCAGGCAUGUCACCGACAUUCAGAUGUAUUGUUUGGGUUGUUGGGUUUGGGACUUUUCAUAUUUUUAACCUUAGGUAUUAAAAGAAAGAAAAGUGUUUGGGUUUUCUUUUUAUUAUGCCAGGGCUAGGAAGAGUCUCUUCUGCCCUGUGCCAUCUUGCCCUGGUUCAUCCUGCCUGGCAGCUGGGCUCUGAAGCCAAGAGGAGGGAGGAGGAGGAGGGCAGGAGCAGUGACCAGGGACUUAGAAACAAGGUGCUCCUCUGGCAGAGGCGGGGACAGAUGCACGUGUCAGGGGAGGAGGGCUGUGAUGAUGCCUACCACGCUCCUGCUCACAAGUAGGGGGGUGGGGGUGGGGGACACCUUUCCUCUCCCCGAAAGGAUUGGCCUGUGUGUGUGGAAUGAGGUCAUAUCGGGGCUGUAGGAACAGUUGCCUCCUGGGAUGAGCUGCACUUGAGGCCAGCCAGUGAUGCCACCUGGUGGCCAAGGUCAUUUGUUGUACAACCCAGUCGUCUCGUCCCAAAAGGACCUGACUCCUCUGGAUGGCCUUCUUCUCUCUUCAAAGCCGUAGCAUCACUCACUGCCCAAGCAGUCCAUGACUUUUAGAGGCACACACAGGAAGGAAAUCUCCUGCUAAGGUCUGUUAAGGAAACGUUCUUGGGGUCCUUAAAACACGGAAGCCACAGCUUUGACCCUAUUCCCAUUUAUAUCGUAGGAAACGUUCCCAUCUCGUUGUAGGGACCCAAAUCGGCAUAAGUGAAAUAGUACAUGUGAAGGAAAAGUGGAGGGGCUUGUGGUGUUGAUGUUAACAAGAGGGGCAUCCAGACUUUGGGGUUAGCUUCCUCAGACCUGUGCUCCAGCGAGGAGGCUUACUCCUCUGGACCAGAAGCAGGGAGGUGUGGAAGAGGCUGCACCCCAAGUGCCAUCCUGCAAGGGCUGCAGGGGGGACACAGGAAAAGAAUGGUGGGCAGCACAGGCAAGUUCUCAAGCAGGCCUCAGGCCCGCCACCACAGCAUAUCCCGCUGGUGGAUCCCCUCCGGACGGCACCAGCAGUCUGAACUCUGUAAUGGCCCAAGGACCUGUGCCACUUGGCAGAGGUUCUCACCUUUAGGGAGUUGGGAGCAGGAGUCUUCUAAGGGAAAAAAAAAAAGAACAAGAAGGAAAAUGAAGAAGAGGUUGACCUGUCAUUCUCCAUUAAAGGUUCUUAACUGGAGUCAUGAAUGACCCCCUCCCACCUGCAGGUUGUAUCCAAGCUUUGGUAUGUCCAUUUGUUUUUUAGGAGAGAGGAUCCAUGGUUUAUAUCAGAUUCUCAAAGGGGUCCAAGACCCCCCAAAAUGGUAGGAACCAGUCUAUACAUCACAGUUAACCUGGGUAGGUAUGUGUGUUGGGGUUGGGGGGCGGGGGAGACUGAAUAGGCGUCUCUUGAGUCUUGGGGGCUCAGGAAUUUGUACCUAACAAGCUCCUCAGAUUAGUUUAUUUUAUUAAUACCAAUAUUCUACCCAGAGAUGAUCUCUUUUAAUAUUUUGGAAUAUACCUUCUUUUCUAACUUAUUUCAUAUUAUAUUGUUUACUUAACACCUCCAGGUGAAUAAAUACACAUCUUUGUCAACAUUUCUUAUGAUUGUGUAACACUCUAUUUUAUAGAUGUACUAAAAGUUAUUUUACCAAUCCUCUACCUUUCUGCAUGCAGGAUAUUUCCAGUUUUUAAUAUCCUAAAGAGCAUUGAGAAAAGCAUCAUUGUAUAAAUAUCUCAGUACUUUGCCUUAUUUUCAUUUUCAUUUUUGCUUGAAGUAAAAUAUACAUAACAGAAAAGUUCUCCGAUCGUGAGUAUACGGCAUAACAAACCUUUGCAAAUGACCACGUCCGUGUAACCAUCACUCAGGUCAAGAAGAGAACAUCAUCAGACCCUGGAGAACCCUCCUACCCGCCUUCCCAGCGUUCCUCCGGUCCAACUCUGCUUAUGUUCAAACUAAAUCAACUGAAAAGUUGUCUACAAUUUGCAAAGUGGGAAAUUAGGCUGGGGAGGGUCAGAGGCAAGAUAAACAAAGCAGAAUUGUAAUCCCAGCUCACAGUUUAGGGCAGACUGUGGAUGGACAACACUGUUCGGGUUCAGAAACCAAGUGUGGCUGGAAGACCUGGGUGGGCUAGACCAGAUGACCGCCACUCAGCCUAUGUGUCGUGCCUCACACGGAGCAUCUGUCCAAGAACCAAGUCCUCUAAUGCCAAGAAAAAGCAUACAUUUUAACGAAGAAUGUGUGUGUGUUUACAAGCACUCCGUUAUUGCAUUUCAGUUCACAUGGUCCAUUUCCCCCAGGCAGUGGGGAUAAUCCUUCUGCCUCCUUGAUCCUUGACAGCCUCCUUCAUACCCGCCCCAUUUCUCCCCCCACCCCACUUUUUAUUAUAUUGGGAUGAAAUUCACAGAACAUAAAAUUAAUCAUUUUUUUCUUUUUUCAAGUUUAUUUAUUUUGAGAGAGAGAAUGAACAAGGAGGGGCAGACAGAAAGGGGGACAGAGGAUCUGAAGUAGGCUCUGUGCUGAGAGCAGAGAGCCUGAUGUGGGGCUCUCACUCAGGAACCAUGAGAUCAUGACCUGAGCCAAAGUCAGUUGUUUAACCCACUGAGCCACCCAGAUGCCCCUAAAAUUAAUCAUUUUGAAGUGAAAAAUUCACUGCCAUUUGGCACACUCAUAACAUUAGCAACAACCAAAACCAUUUUCAUCAUCAAAAAAUUAAACAUUUAAACACUAAACAGUUACUCCCAUUCCCUCCUCCCCCCUGCCCCUGGCAACCAUGAAUCUUCUUGCUUUGUCUAUGGAUUUAUCUAUUCUGGAUAUUCUGGAUAUU
Molecule: messenger RNA, 6518 nt
Organism: Panthera uncia (snow leopard)
Lineage: Eukaryota; Metazoa; Chordata; Mammalia; Carnivora; Felidae
Gene: DENND2A
Product: DENN domain containing 2A
Exons: 20
Coding region: 96-3461 (1121 amino acids)
Biological process (GO): retrograde transport, endosome to Golgi
Cellular component (GO): actin cytoskeleton
Source: RefSeq, a predicted model, not a curated record